GUUGAAAAGUUAAAAAUAUUCAAAUGAGCAUCAUACAUUAUCAAUAACACUUAUUAAAAAUGUAAUAUAUAGGAGAUGGUACAAUAUGCUUCAAGCACAUAUUUACAUCAAGUCGAUUUUGUUUAAUUAAUGUAUGGUUUAAGGCAAAUUGGCAGCACGUGUGACAGUAAUAAGUACUAUUACCAACUUCUUUCCCGACAACUGAGCGCACAAUCGAAGGACCAACGAUUCUAUCUGACCUGACAGUCGGUGUGGUCGGCGCGUCGUUCGGUUCAUGUCGUGCGCAAGCCUAGUCGAAAAAUCGAUAAGCUCGAAAGGCGCAUAAGCCCCGAAUGAGUCGCCACAGAGUUAGUGAGCGCGUACCGUACACGACGAUACCAACAACGACGUCUACAAGAACGAUUGACGUGAGCAUUAUUGAUGUGAGACACGAGCCUCAGUUUUGUUUACCGUCUCCUUGCGCGAACACAAUCCCUUAUCCCUCCAUCCGAGGAGCGGAUCAACAAGGUGGCUAAAAGAGGUGGUCAGGGAAAGUUAUGAGGCCCUGCUUCAUACCUAUCGUCGUCGUCCUGAUCCUGAUCGAGGCACCCGAUCGUAGCGACAGUAUCUCCUUUAAAACGGUGAAGACAUGGGCGCACAAGCUGGGCUUCGAGCUGUCGCAAUUGGGCAAGUUUGUGACAAAAGUGGAGAAAUUUCAAGACAGCUACAAAGCGGCAGACAUGACGCCACGUGACGGAGCCGCCCUCGUCCAGGAGAUCGCUAAGGAUAUCAAAACUAUGAUGGAGUCCAAAAUCUCGGCUAUCAAGAGAAUAAUGGACACAGCGGAGCAAUCGGCGCUAGCGUCUUUGGAUAUGGAUCCACCGGAAUCCUACGAGUUUAUCAACGCAAAAAACAACACCAUCGAGCUCGAAUGCAGUCUUCAUUUCGGUGGCAACGUAAAUCUCAGCAUGUCGGCAGUGCAUGUGCCCACGAAUGUUUACGAGCGCGCGUCAGACGUCAUCCGGGCGAUUCAAUGGUCCGAUAAGCUCGAUCCCAUCUUCGUCAAUAAUUACGCGCAAGACCCAUCAUUGUCCUGGCAGUACUUUGGUAGCGCGACCGGCUUCAUGCGCCAGUAUCCCGCUAUGAAUUGGUAUAUGGAGCCGGUGGAUCUGUUCGACUGUAGGACGAGAAGCUGGUACAUCGAAGCGGCCACCAGUCCCAAAGAUAUUCUCAUCCUGAUGGACACCUCUGGCAGCAUGACGGGUAUACGGCGGGAGAUCGCCAGACACGUGAUCAAUAACAUCCUCGACACUCUCGGCAACAACGACUUUGUUAACAUCAUCACAUUCUCCGAUACGGUCAAAGGGGUAGUGCCUUGCUUCAACGACACUCUGGUCCAGGCGAACCUGGCAAAUGUGCGCGAGCUGAAACGAGCCAUUAUGAACCUUACUACGGAGAAUAUUGCCAACUUUUCGCUGGCCCUGACUACUGCCUUUGAACUUCUCGAAACAUUUCGCACCGAGCAAGAGGGUGCCAAGUGCAAUCAAGCGAUUAUGCUGAUCACCGACGGAGUGCCGUAUAACUUCAAGGAGAUCUUCGAGGCGUACAAUUGGAAGGACAAUCCGGACGAGCCGCUGAAGGCCGACAUGCCCGUCAGAGUAUUCACCUAUCUAAUCGGCCGGGAGGUCGCGGAUGUACGUGAGGUGCAGUGGAUGGCUUGUGCGAACAGAGGAUAUUACGUGCAUCUAUGCACUCCGGCGGAAGUGAGAGAAGAGGUAUUAAAGUACGUGCCGGUGAUGGCGAGGCCUCUGGUGCUGGGCCGCACAGAUCACCCGACCAUCUGGACGCCCGUCUAUGCCGACGUGACGGAUCCGAAAAUGACUGAUUGGCUGUGGGAGCAGCGCGAGAGUAAGGAACAGAAGGAUCUCAUUCUGCGCCACAAAUACAGGAUAUACAACAUGGAGGAGCAGGAUCGGCGAUAUGUGAAGAAGCAAAAGCGGCACGAUCAGACGAGCGGAUUGCAGAAGUACAAACUGAUGACCUCGGUCAGCAUGCCAGUGUUUGAUCGACGCGAGAACGCGAACAUCACAAGGCAGGUGCUGGUGAACGAAGCGUACUGGGUGACAGAGACAAGAGAGACGAUGAUCGCCAAUCUCCUUGGUGUUGCCGGCACGGAUGUACCGAUCGAAGAGAUCCAGAAGCUGAUGAUGCCACACAUGCUCGGCGUCAACGGCUACGCUUUCAUCGUGACUAACAAUGGUUUUAUCCUGAUUCAUCCCGAUCUCCGCCCAGUGUUCCAGGGCAUCUUAAAGCCGGCAUAUAACAGCGUCGAUAUGGCGGAGGUCGAAUUGAUGGAUCACGACAGAGGUCCCAGGGAAUUCGAUGAAGGAAUCAUUAUGCUUCGCAACGACGUAGUGAAUCAGACGAACGGUAGCGUGACGCUUCAUACAAAGUAUCAUUAUGACGAUAUGAAACGCGUCGGCAGAGUGAAGAGAAAAUACAAUUACAUGGGAAUCGCAAACACACCAUUCACAGUGGUGGUCAGCUUGCCCGAGCACGAGCACACCGGAAGUUAUCACGUGCAUGCUGUUGAGGAAACACAUCGAUUACACGUUAAAGGAAAAAACGUGACAGAUUACUUCGCGGGUAGUAACUGGCGGGUGCACCCCGAUUGGAUGUACUGCAAGUACCACUACGAGGGUGAACACAGGUUCAAUACCUCGGAGAUGCAGCUCCUACAUUUUCUGGAGCGUACCCGCCAACCAGGCUGGAAGUGGAUCGACAUGAAGCAGCGAUCCAAGCCGCCGGAACAAACCGCUUCAGCUCCUCCACACACCCCUUAUACGAAACCUUUCAAGACCGACAAGAACUCAUACUACUGCGACAGGAAUUUGCUGCUCAGUUUGGUAUAUGAUGCUAAGGUAACCGAAUGGUUUGCCCAGCAAACCCCAGCAAAUCCCAGCUCCACUCGCGAGGCAUCAGGGAAGGAAUUUCAACAACGUUUCGCGGUGACCCUGGCGUUCAUGGCCACGCACAGCGGGCUGACAAGGUGGCAGGAUUUCCCAGUGGAUGAGGAUGUGUCGCUACCGGAGGAUCAUUUCAGCAAACUGUAUCAUCGAGCCAUCGAUGAGGUGUGGUACAAACGGGCAGUCGAGCAAUAUUAUGUGAAUUUGGACAGCUUCGUUUUCUCCGUCCCGAUUGACGAUGUAGGUUCCGACAACACUACCCUAGUCACUGCUAGUCGUGCGAUAUUCAUUGUUAAAUCUACAGUAAACGGGAAGACGAUGAAGGCGCCGGUUGCAGUGGUCGGCUUCCAGUUCCAGCACACUGCCCUGCAAGCACUUUUCCAGAACAUAACGUUCAGCUGCGAGGGACUCGGCAAUUGCAACAGGCAUUGCGGUGAUGACACCUGGGCAUGUUAUCUGAUUGACAAUAACGGCUACAUAGUCGCCGCCGAGGACGAAAAGGAGGCCGGUAGAUUCUUUGGUGAGAUCAAAGGUUCGAUUAUGCUUAGCUUGGUCAAGGAGGGUGUCUUCGAAAGAAUAAGGAUAUUCGACUAUCAAGCGGUAUGCUUCAAAAGUACACCGUCCAAAAACGCCGCCAAUGCACUAUUUACACAGCCAUGGAAACAUCUUCAGAAGGCAAUAUCGUGGAUGGUCAGUCAAGCCGCUUGGGCCUGGGCAAAGACGGGCAUAUUGGAGCCCGAUUAUGCAGAAGCGUAUGGCUACGUCAAUGACGAGGAGACCGCCGUUCAUGACGAUGAUCACGAAAGCGAAGAUAAACCUUCGCCAGCUGAUUCGAAGGAAGAGAGAACCUUCGACGAGUCGCUUCUGAUCAAUCGUACGCGUUUAGAAGUGUGCGAUCAAGAGGUGUAUCUGUACUUGCGCAAUACCUCGUUUGACAUGUACGAUGUGGAUGUGGACGACAAGUGCAUACGACCAUACGUGGUGCAGCAGGUGAGCUUCAGCAAUUUGUUGUUGGUGGUGGUGAACGAUGGCUGCGGCGACAUGAAGUCGCCGACGCUGAGCAUCACGCCCGAAGAGGUAAUAUACGAGAACAACACCCUGGUUUGCCAGAAGGCAUUCGCGGGCCUCAAGCGAAAGCGACCAGAAUCCUGCAUACGCAACCAUACCCGCGAGAGCGAGAUCAAAGAACAGUGCGGCCUGGCGACAAACGCUAGAUCAAGUCUGCGUCUCCUGGUGACGACGUUGUUGCUGACAUGCGCGCUGUUUGGAAGGAACGCCGUCCUUCUCUAAGAUCGAGCUGAAUUCAUAGCCAACAAUCGGUGUCAAAUUAAUCGACAGUUGUGUGUAUUCGCCACGGAUCGAACUCUCGACUGUCGCAUUGUGAAAUCUGAAUGAAACCUCGCCUGACGAAUGUAUGUGGUCAUUUGUACAUUACAUCGUUUUCUUCGGCGGUCGGGGUUGCUACACGUAAAUUCGAUUUUCCAUCUAAUAUUCUCCAUUGAUCUUAUCAGUCAAUAAAUAACUCUUUUUUCGCGAUUUGAGAUUCCUAAAUAUAAUUAUGUUUACUUAAAAAAACUUGAGUAAACAGAAAGAAAUAAUGAAAAUAAAAUAUAACUCUCUCUCUUUUUUAAACAUAUUUUUUAUUUUAAUUAAAAUAUUUUUAUGUACGUAUAAUAUCUAUAUUAUGUGAAAAUAUAUUGACAAUGUGUUAACUUAAUAAAAUAUAUUUUUUUUUUUUAUUAUAUUAUACAUUUUUCAAAAAAUAUGGAAGAAAGAAACACUUUAUAUAAUGAAUAAUAUAUAGUGAAACAUCUCAAAAUAUUGCGGAUUAACUAUGUAUCAACCCUGAUCAUAGAUGCUCUGAGAUAUUCUAUGCUCUCUACCUCUCGUUACUGCUAUCAGUAGGCUGUAAACGCUCUUAUACGGACGUAAUCGAGUUACUCUAAACGAAUUUAACGUGCUAUCCGAUCCUGCCCGGUGCGCCAAAUUUCUACGCGAGUAAUGCGAUGAAUCAAACGUGGCGAACGCAAUCGAUAUCAAAAUGUGUGCUAAGAUACAAAAUUGUUCUCGAUAUCGUGAUCGAUCGUCAAGAAAUCAAGAUUAGAUGAUCAGAAUUAGAUCCGUUUAGCGUAGUAUUUUUUGCUAAGAUACUUUUCUUGUAUUAUAAUUCGACGAAAGAUUUUCGUCGAUGCACUCCGAUAAAUAAGUUGUAAAGAAUCGAUGAAUUGAAAGAAAUCGUUAGAAAUGCAUCUUUUUAAAAAUUAAGCGUUCAUUUUCGCCGCGGAUGAAAUCCUAUCAAUUCCUUUUAUAAUCUAGCCACCUUUUAAUAUACCGCGCACGAAUCGACAGAUGAUCUGGCAAUUUCGAGAAUGCCUUGACAGAUAAAAUUAUGCAGAUAUUCGUUUCAAAAGGCAUUUCUAGCGCCAAAUACAUAAAUAGGAAAAUCGAACAAUACGAAGAAGCUAUAGAACUCUGCGUGCUCUGGGAGAAUCUUGAGUCAGCGUAAAUGCUAUCGUAAUUCGUUGAAACUCAUGGAUUUUUCUAGCUGUCGAAGCCGGCAGGGUCGCAUAAAUCACAUACGCCGCAUGUUCACGAAUACAUUACAUACGAUACACUACAUUCGCAUACGCGCUUUGUACAUUAUAAAUUGAUGACGCGGAAAGAGACGACGCGUCACGUUCGACAUUUAUAGAAAGAUUAUAAAAAGUUAAUUUUGUAUAUUACUGUAUUAUAUAUGAGAUUUAUGUGUAAAGAAGUGUGUGCCUUUGGACACGCGUUUAAGACAGGAAAAGAAAAAAAAGAGAAAAAAAAAUACAAAAUCUCUUGUUGUGUAUGUUUAUCGAAAAUAAA
Molecule: messenger RNA, 5795 nt
Organism: Formica exsecta
Lineage: Eukaryota; Metazoa; Arthropoda; Insecta; Hymenoptera; Formicidae
Gene: stj
Product: voltage-dependent calcium channel subunit alpha-2/delta-3
Exons: 18
Coding region: 537-4235 (1232 amino acids)
Cellular component (GO): voltage-gated calcium channel complex
Molecular function (GO): voltage-gated calcium channel activity
Source: RefSeq, a predicted model, not a curated record